CCUUGGGCGAAAGUGAAGGAAACCAGGAGGGUCCCAGUUAGCCAGCCCGAUGCAAGGCAGGAGGCGAGACCUUCCCCAGCAGCAGCAGCAGGAAGGAUGGGGUAUUCUGCCUGUGAACAUGGAGGUUCUCCUUAACCAAGGACUCCGCAGACGCCCCGUCUCUUAAAGGAAGGGGCCGCGCAUUGUCCGGAGUCUUGCUUGGACAGGUCGUGGGUCGCCGCCGGCAGGCAGACUACCUUCCUCGCCAGGCAGCUCUGAGGCAGCCCUCGCCCAGCCUUCUCCUGCCAAGCUGGUUUGUCGGGGAGGAGGCGCCGCCGCCGGAGACACACCCCGCUGGGCCGUCCCGUCCCGUCCCUGCUGCUGCCGCUGCCACCGCCGCGCCAGGAAGGAGAACGGCCGCUCCCUCCUUCCCUCCGCCGCCCAACGGACGGAGCUGCCACUCCCCUCCCGCCUCGCCUUCGUUCGUCGCAUCCGCCACAGCAGCCCCUGAGCUCGCCCCGACCGACGGCCUCGGACUAGACGGAGCCGCCGCAUCCACCGCCUGGCUCGCCCUCAUGGCCUCAACGGAGGAAACCGACGGGGCGGUCGUGGCCCGGCCCCACUACGGCUCUGUCCUGGAUAAUGAGAGGAUGACUGCGGAAGAGAUGGAUGAGCGGAGACGGCAGAACGUGGCCUACGAAUAUCUUUGCCACCUGGAGGAAGCCAAGAGGUGGAUGGAAGCCUGCCUUAAUGAAGAGCUGCCCCCCACAACGGAGCUGGAGGAGGGGCUCAGGAAUGGGGUCUACCUGGCCAAGCUUGGAAACUUUUUCUCCCCCAGAGUGGUGUCUCUCAAGAAGAUCUAUGACCGGGAGCAGACUAGAUACAAGGCCACAGGUCUCCACUUCCGGCAUACGGACAACGUGAUUCAGUGGCUGAAUGCAAUGGCUGAAAUUGGCCUCCCCAAGAUUUUCUACCCAGAAACAACAGACAUCUAUGACCGGAAGAAUAUGCCCCGCUGCAUCUAUUGCAUCCAUGCACUCAGCCUGUACCUGUUCAAGCUGGGAUUGGCCCCACAGAUUCAAGACCUGUAUGGCAAAGUGGACUUCACAGAGGAGGAGAUCAGCAACAUGAGGAGUGAGCUGGAGAAGUAUGGCAUCCAGAUGCCUGCCUUCGGCAAGAUUGGUGGAAUCUUGGCCAACGAGCUCUCUGUGGAUGAAGCAGCAUUGCAUGCAGCUGUGAUUGCCAUUAAUGAUGCCAUCGACCGCCAGAUUCCUGCAGAAACGUUUGCAGCAAUGAAAAACCCCAAUGCCAUGUUGGUGAACCUGGAAGAGCUCCUGGCACCAGUAUACCAGGGCACCCUGUACCAGGCAAAGCAGGAAAAGACAGAGAAUGCACGAAACAGGAUUGCCUCUGAGGAUAUGGAAAGAGAAAGGGAUGUCUACGAAGAACUGCUUACUCAAGCAGAGAUUCAGGGCAACAUCAACAAAGUCAACACGCACUCAGCCUUGUCAAAGAUCGAUCUGGCUCUGGACCAAGGAGACGCCUCAGCUUUGUACAAAGCGCUGUCAUUGGCAGCCCUGGGGCUCCGGGGACUAUGGCAAGAAAACAGCGACUGGUAUUUCAAGCAGCUUUUGAGGGAUAAGCAGCAGAAGCUGGAGGCUGGCAGAGGUGGGUCCUUGCAGAAGGAGGAGUUGCAGACUGGGGUCGACGUGGCAAACGGUGUAGCUCAGCAGUACCAGCAAAGAUUGGCAGCCGUGGGGAGGGUCAACGUGGCUGUCCACAGCGGCCUUGCUGAGAAGACGGUAGUGGAGCUGAUGAACCCUGAGGCACAGCUGCCCCCGGUCUAUCCCUUUGCUGCUGAGCUGUACCAGCGGGAACUGGCUACCCUGCAGCAGCAGAGCCCUGAUGGUAACCUCACGCACCCAGAAUUGUCAGUGGCUGUGGAGAUGCUGUCUUCAGUGGCCCUGAUCAACCGAGCCCUGGAUUCGGGGGAUGUCACCAUGGUCUGGAAACAGCUGAGCAGCCCAGUGACAGGCCUGACAAAUGUCGAGGAUGAAAACUCCCAGAGAUACGUUGAUGACUUGCUGAAGUUGAAGGCUCAGGCACGGGACGAAGGGACAGAGUUCAUUACAUGGAAUGACAUCCAGUCCUGUGUUGACCGAGUGAAUGUUGCGGUGCAUGAAGAGCAUGAGCGGAUUUUAGCAAUUGGACUCAUCAAUGAGGCUUUGGAUGAAGGAGAUUCUAGAAAAACCCUGCAGGCUCUACAGAUUCCUGCUGCAAAACUGGAGGGGGUGACCCCCAAAGUAGCUCAGCAUUACCAAGAUGUGCUGCUCCGCACAAAGAGGGAGAAAGCGCAGGAAACUCGGGAUGAAACGGCUGUCCUCUGGCUAGAUGAGAUUCAGGGUGGUGUUUCCCAGUCGAACAGGGACACGGAGGAAGCCCAAAGGUUUUCCUUAGGAAUUCUGGCCAUUAAUGAGGCAGUGGAUCAAGGUGAUGUUGGAACAACCCUUAGCUGCCUGCGUUCACCUGAUGUUGGACUGUAUGGCGUGACCCCGGAAUGCGCAGACACGUACCAGCAGGGACUGGCGGAAGUGAAGAGAACAAAACUGGCCGCAGGAGACAACAGCAGUGAGUGGGUGAAACACUGGGUGAAGGGAGGCUACCAUUAUUACCAUAACCUCCGGACCAAAGAAGGAGGCUGGGAGGAGCCUGAGGGAGGAUUUGUGCCAAAUAACACGCAGCUCUCGCGGGAGGAUAUCCAGAGUUCCAUCUCAGCAGUCACUGCCGCGUACAACCGAGAGCAGCUCUGGUUAGCCAAUGAGAGCCUUAUCACCAAGCUGCAGGCCUACUGCCGUGGCUACCUCGUUCGCCAGGAGUUCAAUGCCCGGAUGCACUUCUUGAAGAAGCAAGUUCCUGCCAUCACCUGCAUCCAGUCUCAGUGGCGUGGUUACAAGCAGCGAAAAGCAUACCAAGACCGCUUGAAGUACCUGCAGGCACACAAAGACAAAGCUGUGAAGAUUCAAGCGAUGACACGGAUGUGCCAGGCCCGAAAGCGGUACAGAGAUCGGCUUCAGUACUUCCGAGAUCAUAUCAACGACAUUGUGAAGAUUCAGGCCUUCAUCCGUGCCAAUAAAGCGCGUGAUGACUACAAGACAUUAAUCAGUGCUGAAGACCCCCCCAUGGCUGUUGUCCGGAAGUUUGUGCACUUGCUGGAUCAGAGCGAUCAAGAUUUUCAAGAGGAACUAGACGUGAUGAAGCUGCGUGAGGAGGUUGUGACCUUGAUCCGGUCCAAUCAGCAGCUGGAGAAUGACCUCAACCUCAUGGAUAUCAAAAUUGGGUUGCUGGUGAAAAACAAAAUCACACUGCAGGAUGUCGUGUCUCAUAGUAAGAAGCUGACCAAAAAGAAUAAGGAGCAGCUUUCGGACAUGAUGAUGCUAAACAAGCAAAGAGGAGGCUUGAAGGCCCUGAGCAAAGAGAAGAGGGAGAAGCUGGAGGCCUAUCAGCAUCUCUUCUACUUGCUGCAGACAAACCCUACUUACCUGGCUAAGCUGAUUUUCCAAAUGCCCCAGAACAAAUCCACUAAAUUCAUGGACUCUGUGAUCUUCACACUGUACAACUAUGCCUCCAAUCAGCGAGAGGAAUACCUGUUGCUGCGCCUGUUCAAGACCGCGCUGCAGGAAGAGAUCAAGUCAAAGGUGGAUCAGCUGCAUGAGAUUGUGACUGGAAACCCCACAGUGAUCAAGAUGGUGGUGAGCUUCAAUCGUGGUGCUCGUGGGCAGAAUGCCUUGAGGCAGAUCCUGGCACCUGUUGUGAAGGAGAUCAUGGAGGACAAGUCUCUCAAUAUCAAAACUGAUCCCGUGGAUAUAUACAAGUCAUGGGUCAACCAGAUGGAGUCACAGACCGGAGAGGCCAGUAAGCUGCCUUAUGAUGUUACCCCAGAGCAAGCCCUGGCUCAUGAUGAGGUCAAGACACGCCUGGAUGCCUCCAUCAAAAACAUGCGGGGCGUCACCGACAAGUUUCUGCUGGCCAUCAUUGGCUCCCUGGAAAAAAUCCCUUAUGGGAUGCGCUUCAUUGCCAAAGUCUUGAAAGAUUCGCUGCACGAGAAAUUUCCUGAUGCCAGCGAGGAUGAACUGCUGAAGAUUGUAGGUAACCUUCUGUACUAUCGCUACAUGAACCCAGCCAUUGUGGCUCCUGAUGCCUUCGACAUCAUUGAUUUGUCAGCCGGAGGACAGUUGACUACUGACCAGCGGCGAAAUCUUGGCUCCAUUGCAAAAAUGUUGCAGCAUGCAGCGUCCAAUAAGAUGUUCCUGGGGGACAAUGCGCAUCUUGGUAUCAUUAAUGAAUACCUCUCUCAGUCUUACCAGAAAUUCAGGCGCUUUUUCCAGGCUGCUUGUGAAGUCCCAGAACUGCAAGAUAAGUUUAAUGUUGAUGAAUAUUCUGACCUGGUGACCCUCACGAAGCCAGUGAUCUAUAUUUCCAUUGGAGAAAUCAUCAAUACACACACACUGCUUUUGGAUCAUCAAGAUGCAAUUGCUCCUGAGCACAAUGACCCGAUCCAUGAACUGCUGGAUGACCUGGGGGAAGUUUCCACCAUUGAAUCUCUGAUAGGAGAGGGAUCUGGCAUUGUGAAUGAUCCGGCCAGUAAAGAGAUGCUGGCCAAGACAGAAGUUUCGCUCACAUUGACUAAUAAAUUUGAUGUUCCUGGGGACGAGAAUGCGGAGAUGGACGCAAAGACAAUUCUGCUAAACACAAAGCGCUUAAUUGUGGAUGUAAUCCGCUUCCAGCCAGGAGAGACCCUGACUGAGAUCCUGGAAAGUUCAGCCACUGCUGAGCAGGAAGCUGAACACCAGAGAGCCAUGCAGAGGCGAGCAAUUCGGGAUGCCAAGACUCCUGACAAGAUGAAGAAAUCGAAAGCUGUCAAGGAGGACAGCAACCUCAGUCUUCAAGAGAAGAAGGAAAAGAUAAAAUUGGGGCUGAAGAAGUUGACUGAGCUGGGCACAGUGAACCCCAAGAACAGAUACCAGGAUUUGAUCAAUGACGUGGCAAAGGACAUCCGGAAUCAGCGGCGCUAUCGCCAAAGAAGGAAAGCGGAACUGGUGAAGCUGCAGCAGACCUACAAUGCACUCAACUCCAAGGCUACUUUCUAUGAGGAGCAGGUGGAUUACUACAAGAGCUACAUCAAAACCUGCUUGGAUAACUUGGCUAGCAAGGGCAAGGUCUCAAAAAAGCCACGGGAGAUGAAAGGAAAGAAGAGUAAAAAGAUUUUCCUGAAAUACACAGCAGCCCGGCUCCAUGAAAAGGGAGUCCUGUUGGAAAUUGAAGAUCUGCAAGUCAGCCAAUUUAAAAAUGUGAUAUUUGAAAUUGGUCCAACAGAAGAAGUUGGAGAUUUUGAAGUAAAAGCAAAGUUCAUGGGUGUUCAGAUGGAGACAUUCAUGCUGCAUUAUCAGGAUCUGUUGCAGCUUCAGUAUGAAGGUGUGGCUGUCAUGAAGUUAUUUGACCGAGCAAAAGUAAACGUUAAUCUUCUUAUUUUUCUCUUGAACAAGAAGUUCUACGGGAAGUAACUCAUUCCUUGGAGGUCUGUGGAAAGGGAGCUUUGUGUUUCCUUCUGUGAGCUUUUUUGCCCAGCAGUGGAUCCCUAACUGAGCCCUUUACCCUCACAGGCGUAGCCACCCUCUGUAGGGAGACUGCAGCUCUUUGCACCCCAACCUGGCAUACCUCUGUGUCAGCUCCUGCAUAUAUUAUUUCCCAUGUACUCACUCAGUGGCACCAAGAAUUAAACCAUUAUUAGACUCUCUGUUCAAGUUCUGAGUGGUUUGUGUGUUUUGCUUUGUGCUUUUGUGUAAGUAUGUGGGUGGUUGGCACCUUUGGGCUACAUUGGCAGGUUGGAUUUCACAUACUUUUUGCAGGGUGAAUAAAAACCAUUAAAAAUAA
Molecule: messenger RNA, 5910 nt
Organism: Rhineura floridana
Lineage: Eukaryota; Metazoa; Chordata; Lepidosauria; Squamata; Rhineuridae
Gene: IQGAP1
Product: IQ motif containing GTPase activating protein 1
Exons: 38
Coding region: 555-5540 (1661 amino acids)
Biological process (GO): regulation of GTPase activity; regulation of actin cytoskeleton organization
Cellular component (GO): nucleus; cytoplasm
Molecular function (GO): actin filament binding; GTPase activator activity; calmodulin binding
Source: RefSeq, a predicted model, not a curated record